Molecule: messenger RNA, 9067 nt
Organism: Saccostrea cuccullata (small rock oyster)
Lineage: Eukaryota; Metazoa; Mollusca; Bivalvia; Ostreida; Ostreidae
Exons: 34
Coding region: 1-7914 (2637 amino acids)
Source: RefSeq, a predicted model, not a curated record
AUGAUUACUGUUACAGAGGUUCUGGAUAAGGAGUCUGUUGAGGAAAAAGAAGGGAACUGGGUGGCAAGCAAGGGGCCAGAUCAAGAAACCUCAUAUGAAAUACCGUAUGAAGUUCCCAGUGCACUGCUAAAGUACAUUGAUCCAUCAUGUACUGAAUGGCAGGAUCCUAAGACAAGAAAAAAGGUUUACAAACUGGCAGUUCAAAAGUAUUACAGUGACACUGGAACAAAGUUUGAAAGCAGUGAUGCUUGUGUACUGAAUCCAUCAAAGAAACAGUUGAAAUCAACAUAUUCUCGCAGAGACAGUUUAAAGGCAGGAUUUGUGCCACCAGGGGAUUUGCUUAAACUGAUGCUGAAACAGAAAGCUGCAGCAGAGCUGAACACUCCACAUUAUUCUCUCAUUCUAAAUGACACUUGGAAGAAUGAUAGGUCCGAGAUGGAUUAUCCAAAAAGGAAGACAGUGUCAGACAUAGGGGGUUUGUCAAGUGGUGUCUAUGAUUUCAAGGAUUCAGUAGGCAAAAGGAGUCACCAUGAGAAAGAAACAGCAGAGUACAGCCAUAGAACACCUGGAUAUGGUGCCUUCAGCUUUUCCAAUCUCUCAAAACUCGUCAUACCAGAAGUAGAGGAAGAUGAGGCUAACAUUGAAGUGACUAGACAGAGGAAAUCAGAGGUAGAUUUCAGGAAGCAUCAAAGAAUGACUCCUUCUAAGUUGGCUUUGGAGUCCUCUUUACGAAGACAGUGCAAGUCCUUGUCAGAUGUCAAACAAGGAAAAGGAGAAAGAGUAGUCAAAGAGAAAGAGGAUAAAAUGAUUGAAAAAGGACAGAUCAGUAGCAAGAAAAACAAAGAAUCACCAUCAUAUACAACUCCUUCAAGUUUGUUGAAGAAUUCUGAACAAAAGCAGCCCCUUAAAGAAGCAGAUAAAUCUGUGGGUUAUGGAGAAAUAAGUUUUACUGCACCUUCAAAACUGCUCCUGAUGUCAGAAAAUCAGAAGAAAUGGACUGAUUCUAAGGAGCCAGAGAGAAUCCUCUCAGCCUCUUCCCUCAUAAAGAGACCAGUUAUGGACAAAACCAGAAGGAGAUCACUGGGGGAAAUUCAGAAAGAGGGUUAUGGAGAGGUGGAUUUUAAUUCUCCCGUGUUAGUGCUCGAAAGUCUUAAAAUUCAUUCUGAUACAGAGGGAGAGGCCAGUGAAAUUAGUUCAGAUGGUGAAAUACAAAGUGAAAACAAAUCAGGGGAUCUGGAGGAGAAAGCUUCCUCUCCUGAGGUAACUGAUAAACUUAAUACAAAAGAUUCUGAAUGUCAUAGCACUUUAUUAGAAGGGACACAAAACCAAGAAGAGAAAAUUGACCCAAAUGUUUUCACAGAAAACACAGACAAACCUCCUCUUGUUAAUGCAGACAUAGAGGAAAUUAAAACAAUGCUACAGCAAAAACUUGAUGAACAAUCUUCUCUUCUUGAGAAACAAAGUUUGUUGUCUGCAGUUAUAAUACAAUCUUUGAAAAAGGGCAACUUAUUAGAAGGGGAUCUUCAGACACUUAUUUCUCUGCAUGGUGCUGGAGUCAUAGACUUGGAAAAGUCAACUCCUAAGAACAUUCUUAGAAUUCAACAAAAAGUGGAGGAUGAUAAUGGAAAAUGUCAAAACAAAAAGAUACUUGGUGGAAAAAUAUCUUUAACUAGACUACAGGGACAAAAACAUGUGGAUCCAUCUUUACCAUCUGAAGUGUUGAAGAGAAAGAUUGAAAAAGACAUUAGGGAAAAGGUAACAUCGGGAACAGUAAGAAGACACAAUCGCAGUGAUUCUGUUGAUAAAGGAUAUGAGAGUGGGGCAGAUACCAGUGUCCAUACAGAGAAUGACAUCAAUGCCCACUUCACAGAGGAAUCAAUGAAAAAAACCAGAGAAAGUAUUUACCAGCACAAGAGUGAUUCCAGAAGAUUUUGCUUUACCAGUACUACCGGGAGAGAGAACACACAAGAUAUGGAUGAUGUUAUUGAAUUUCUCAAUCCAAGCUCUGUCUAUACCAAGUCAUAUACCAGUGACUCUAGUAUGGAAGAGCUAGAUGUGUUAGCCCCAGCUAGCUCAGGGUACACCUCCCACACAGACACCAGCCAUUACAGAAGCUCAGGAGGAUCCAGCAGUCUUCUGGAUGACUAUGAAGAAGAGCUUAUCUCCUUUUAUGAUCAAGAGGACUAUGCCUCAAAGAAUUCGCAGUUACUGUCAAAUGAUGAUGACAGAAUAUAUGAAAUGGGAAGCAAUAUGCAAUUGUACAAUAGAAGUCCACAACAAAGUAAGGAAAGGCUUACUGUGCCAAGUGUAGGUUUUGCUCCAUUUAAUGCUUCAAAGCCUGAAUUUUCUGCAAAAGAUAUUAAUGCAGAGCCUGGUGCUGAGAUAUAUGGGUUGAGGUAUCCAAAUUCAGUUGUAAACAAAGAUGUCAGAUUCAAGGACAGCCCACUGUACCUUGAAGACAUGGACUCUUACAUGACUGACUCCUCCAGGGAGUGUGAAUCGUCUGUUGGCUCCUUCCCUCACAUAGACAGCAUACAGAUUACACACAAUCCCAGCUUCCAGGCCCUGUCUGAUGAUGGGAGAGAUGUCCAGGAAGAGUCAGAGGAGCUUUUGUACCUCCCACCAAGAAGAGUGACCUCCAUACGGGACUUCCUGAAGCUGUUGUACAGCAGAAACCCAGAGUUUGUGAGGCAGUCCUUGAGUGGUGCAGACUGUGAAUACAAGACCCUUCAGCAGCUUCUCUAUACAUUCUCCAGCACUUCAGGGGAGGACUAUUUCACUGAUGAUAAUCGACAGUCUCCUAGGAAGCGGAGUCUCCCCUCUGUGAGCCCCAGAAGUAUGACCCCAGAGGCCCGCAGCUGGCUCAUGGAAAAGGAAGUGUUGGAGAGUCAGACUAGAAAGUUACAAAUGGAGGUCUCCACACUCCACACAGAGAACAAAGUCCUGAAAGAGAGGCUCAACAGGGCACAAGGCACAGUGGACAAUCUUGAAGGUGAACUUGUAGGCUAUAGAGAGGAGGUAAGGAAUGUUCAGUUAACGUUACAACAACAGCAGACAGAGGCAGAGAGAAAGGCUAAGCUGGAGAUGUCAGAGGAGUACACCCAUCUACAGUCACAGAUCCAGAGUCUGUACCAAGAAAAUACCGAACUUAAGGAGGAGGUGUCAAAAUUUGAGAAACAUUUGGAAGCAGCAGAGAAAGCAUCCAACCAGGUUCAACUAAGUGCAGAAAAAUCUAAAACACUGCAAGCUUAUAAAAUGGAAGUCUUGACCCUAAAAGAGGAGGUUGGAAGAGUAAAAGCCCUUCUAGAACAAAGUGAAAAUCAUCUCCAUGAAGAGGAAGUCAGGAGCAAAGAGCUGAGUCAGCAAAUGUUACGUCUGACAGAAAUGAAGAAUCUCUUUCAACAGCAACUUGACAAAGGAGGUGGCGGGACAGUGUCUGAUAAACAGAUCAAGUCUUUGGAGAAGCGUCUGCGGAUCACAGAGGAGCGGCUCCAUCAGGAGCGGGCAGACAGAGCUAACAAUCUGUCGGAGGUAGAGGACAAACUACUGACAGAGAAUGCCAGGCUACAGGCUGUGGAGAAAGGACUCAACAGACAGCUGCAACGAGAGAAGGACAAAAACCGUAACCUUGAGAACAAAGUCAAGGACACUAGGGAAGAGGUAGAGAAACUCCGAUUAGCUCUUCCAUUUGACGAGUCAGCUCUGACCUCAGCUAAAAGUGAGGAGUAUGACAUUCCCUACAGUGUACACAGUAAUCAACGAUACGAAAAUAAAAAGACACCAGAUUAUAAGUAUGUCAUGGGACAAGUGGAACAACAGUCUGGUCUUACCAUUGGUCAGGAAAAAGAGGUCAUAUGUCACCUCUGGAGUACAAGGGAGACAACAUAUCAGCAAUUGCGCCAUUUACAAUUCAUUCUUCAAGAUUUAAAACUCCCAGACAAUGAUUUAACUGCUGGUUUGAAGCAACUGCGAGACCUGAAGAGUCAUUAUGAGUCAAGGCUACAACAGGUGGAGGAGGACUUACGAGACUCACAGACACAGCUAGCCACAUUCGAAACAACAUACAAAGAACAACUGAACACCCUAGUCAAGGAGAGACAUGAUUCUUUUGCUCGUCUGAAAACAACAGAAGACCUGCUGGAGGCCCUGAGAGGGGAAAACGAGAUUCUGAAAGCCAAUGUCACUGGUUCUGUAGGCUCCCACAACAGCAAUGGCAGAGACAGUCAGAUAGAUGCACUGAAUAUAGAGAUAACAAAUCUAGAAAACAAAAUACACCACCUUCAGACAAAUAAUCAAGUUUUAGAGGGUGAGUUGAAGACCCUGCGAGUUCAGUUAGAGGCCAAAGAGAAGGCGCUGGAGGAUGCCCAGACCGAGGCAGAUCUGGCUCACAGUCGCCUCAACAAUACAGACGCCAUCGAGCGCAGGCAGCAGAGGAUAGACAAACUCACCGCAGAGAAUCAAAACCUCCAGGCAGAUGUAAGACUUCUGAAAGAGAAAAACAAUUUUCUAAAUGAUGAAAAGAAACGCAGUGAUACUGAUCUAGCAAAUUGUCAAAAGGAGCUGAAUGUGUUAAAAACUAGUCAGAAAGAGGGCAAGGCAGGAGACUUAGCGGAUAACAAGUUUGUUCAGUCCUUACAAGAAGAACUACAACAAAAAGACGUCCAGUUGAAGCGGUCGUCACACGAGUUACAAACACUGGAGAGUGAGUUACAACACACACGCCAUACCAUGUACAGUGAACAGGCAUCCAUGGCAAACUUACAGUCUCAGGUGCAGAGUCUAAAAGAUCAGUUGGAACAAAAGACCUCAAUGCUGGACACCUUAGGAGGAACUGAGUCAGACUCACAAUCUCACUCCAACUCACUGAAGGAGAUGCUAGAAUCCAUGUCUCAGGAAGUCACACUACUCCAGGCUCAGAACAAGACACUGCAGGCAGAAGUCAACAGAGAAAAAAGCAGGUGUGAGGUGCUUCAAGAGGAAAUGUCCAGAACGAGUGGUCAGACCAGAGAGAGGACAGGGCUAGAGCUCCAAAUCAAACAGCUGGAGGAGGAGAGAGAGAAGCUCCAGGAACAGCUCAUAGAGGCAGCCAAAGCUAGUGAGGAACUAACACAGAAUGUCAUUGAUGCUCAGUCAGAGGCUCAAAGGCUUCAACAAGAGCUGAGCUCAGAGCAGGCCAAGCUCCUACACAUGUCAGCUCAGAAGGGUGAGCUCGAACAACAUCUUGAGGAAAUAGCGGAGGAGCAUGAUGCCUUGAUUCAGGAGAAGACACAGAAUGAGGAGGAUGUUGUCAAACUGGAGAACAAGCUACAGGAGAUAGUACAGACAUUCGAGGUGGACGCACAGCGCCAACACAACAACUACCAGACUCACUACACCGACAUCCCACCCGAACUCAGGAAGAUGGCUGGGGAGCUGGAUUCUGUUAGAACACUGCUGGAUGCUAAGAACGGAGAGCUGGAUAUGCUACAAGACAAGCUGUUCCGUCAGAACAUGGAGGCUGAAUUCCUACAAAGACGUGUUGAGUUACUGAGCGGUGAGAACCAGUGUAACCGGGAAGAUAUCGCCCGCUUGACCAGGGAACUGGCCAACAAGAUUAAGGAGGCUAGCUCUUUGAGAGAAGUAAAUCAGUUGUUGGCAAGGGAGAGAAGUAAAAUCCAGAGGCAGAGGGAAUCUGAAGAGAGAGAAAAAACAUGGGAGAAAUCACACAGUGAGAAAUACAGGAAAGAGGUGUCUGAUGUUAUACAUAAGUUAGAGGAGGAAAUGAAAUUUUCCUUGCGGAAUGAUAAGGAGGAACUGAAGUCAACCAACCACAGACUGGAUUUAUUAUCCUCAGAAAAUGAGAAAGUCCUCAAUAGUCUCAAUGUUGAAAAACAGGCUACAGCACAGCUCAAAGCAGACUUACAGAAAUAUCAGAGGGAGUGUGAGGAAUUAAAAGAACAGCUUCGUGUCAUUACACUGGAGUUUGAAACAGCCAAAGCUCAGUUGUCAGCUCGAGAUGAAACUAUUGAGAGUAUGAAACAAGACAAAGGGGCAUUUUACCAAGAGUAUGAUAGCAUGUGUAGGAGAUUGGCAGAGAAGGAUGAGAAAAUUCAGAACCUUCAGCAGAAGUGUGAUAAGACAGUAGAGAACCUGAGAGAGGAGUUCUCACAACAAAAACUAAACCUGGAACAGGAGAGGACCUCAACAGAGAGUGACCUAGAUAAAGCCAAAGAUUCCAUCAAUAUCUUAAAUGAGGAGAUCAAACAGAAGGAUGCCCAGCUUGUGACUUUUGGAAGAGCCCUGCAUGAGCUUGAAGAACUCUCAAAACAAAAGCAUGAGCUAGAACAGCAGGUUGAGAAGCUGACAUUUGACUGUAGCUCUGUGAAGCAGUUGUUACAGAAUCAUCAGCGAGAGAUGGAGUCUCAACAGAGCACCAUUAACAGGAUGCAGGAAAUCCAGGCCAAACUCCAGGUGGAGAAAACCAGGCUGACUGACCAACUGAAGGAGGAGAAAAUGUCCUCCACUCGGCAGAUACAGGAACUGGAAAAAUCUAUCUCAGACCUCAAGUCUCAUCACGAAGGGGAGAAGGCAUACCUCAAAGAGAAUCUACAGCAGACCCAGUCUAAACUGCAGGCAAUGGAAAGCAGUCUGGCUUCAGCCGUUGAGAUGCGGGACAAACUCCAGAUGACCAAUCGUAUGCUAGAACACUCCCUGGAGGAAACCAAGGCCAAACUUCAGGAAGAGACAUCAUGUUACAGGGUUGCUGACAAGAAGUCAGAGAGUCUACAAACCCAGCUUAAUGACAGCCGCAGGGAGAGGUUUAUGACUGAGGACAAGCUGAACCAGUGUCAGACCAGUCUGGUCAAACUAGAGAAGGAGCUGAGGACCGAGAAGGACCGAGGACUAGAACUGGAGGAGAGGAUCCAGGAAUUAGAGGCAGUGUCUGCCACUCAGCAGUCCUCACUGAAGGCCAAACAGGAACAGGUGGAGGUAUUGCAGACUGAGAUAGGGAAGCUGAGACAGAUUAUUGAUGGUCAGAAGCAGCAGCUGGGUGGAAAACUGAAGAAGUCCACUCAGGAGUUCAAACAACAGCUAGACCUAAUGGACAUGGAGAAAGAGCAGUUAUCAAAGCAGAACCAGCAAUUAACCUUUGAUCUGGAAAAGGCAAGGGAGACAAUUCAGAACAAAAACAAAGAGAACCUUAAGCUGCAGGAGGACAUUUUGAAUUUGGAGGACCAGAUCAGGGAGAGGUCCUCAAAACUGAGAAAAGUAGAGGACAACUUAAAAGUGGAGGAGGAGAUACAGUCCAAGCUGGCCUCCAGAUACCAGGAGCAGGAAGAUGAGGUGAAGCGGCUAAAGAACUUCCUGACAAAGAAGGCAGAGGAAGCCACAGACGCAGACAAAUCCAUGUGGCAGGACAUGUCUAAAGUGAUCCAGGAUAUGAGUCUUAAGAUGCAGCAGCACUUUGAAGGAGCCAAGGAACGAGAAAAUCAGCGAGAACAGGACCUUAAACUCAUCAAAAAAUACAAAAAGCAGGUGCGAGACCUGGAGACAGACCUGAGCACAGAGAGGGCGGUACAUACCAUUACCAAGUCCUCACUGCAGGCCCUCGAGGAGGACUGCCGGAGAUUGAGGAAACAGUUCAUGUCCUCGAGGAGGAGAGACCAGUCCUCGGCUGAAAAGCCUUCAAAAUCCCGUAUGGAAGCAAUUAAUGAGAUAAUUGCUCGCUCUCAGACCCAAGCUCAGAGUAUGCUGGCAGCAGGCGGAUAUUUUGAGGAAACACUACGCAGCAUCACAACUCCUCGAGGAGGGAAUUACAACUAUAAUAAUGAUGGAUCCCCGGAUACAUCUGUAGCCAGUGACUUCUCUUUUAACAGUGUGUCUCCUGCUGUCAUGGCAGCCUAUCCUUCACAGGCCAAAUCCCCUCGCAAGUAGAGUCCCAAAACUGUACUCCAUUACCAGUCCUUCUUUAUCACUUACUUUUAAAUCAGAACAUUUAAGAAGAAUCAUGUAUUUAAUAUCUAUUUUAAAAAUAUAUUUCUUUGGUAAUCAGGGAAAAACAUAUUCAUUUUUUUAUAGCAUUUUACAACAAAAUCAAGAAGGAAAGCCUUUUUGCACAAUUUUUAAAAAAAAUUUUUUCCCAAAAAAGUAAGUUCAGUUUUUGACAAAAGAGGGAAAACUUUUCUGCUAGAACGAGUAUAUGUUGUUGACUUUAAGUUGAAUGUGCAAUACUUUACAAAGCAUUCCUUUGUUUCAAUAUGUUCGUGAUAUAACACAAUUUUGUGGACAUGUUUAUGUGAAUCUAAACUGCCGUCCAUUCCUUUUUAUGUUAAAUUUCUGUGAUGGAAUAUUAUUAAUGGUUUUUAGGGUAGACUAGGUUUUAGUAUACUUUGUUUUUAAAUAUAAAAAUUUUAUCUUUCAGUAUUUACAUUCCUAACAAAAUCUAUAUUUAGUAACUUAUAAACAGUGUAUGCUGAAGAAUUUUAUCUCUUGAGCUACAGCUUUAAUAAAUCUACUCUAAAUCCGUCCAGAAUUAUUUAGAAAUUUUAUAACUGAUACAUGAAUAUAAAUGAUGAUAAUCAUUUUGGCAAAGCAUAAAAACUUCAAUAUCAACAAGAGAAUUAUGACAAAGUGAAAUACAGUCCUUUUUUCUUUGUGUUCAGAUUGCAAUAUUCUGCCUCCUUAAAUCGGGUGUCUUACAUUUCAUCUCUCACAUGAUAUUACAGGAUGUGUUCUUUGUUGAAAUAAAAAAGAUUGCAAAUAAAAGCCAAAAUCAAAACUAUCAGAAACCAUUACUUGCCAUUAUACACUCAGUAUCACUUUAUUUUAUGCUUGUCUUCCAGUCAUAAGUUGUAGGCAACAUUAUAGAUGUUUGUCAUCAUUAUUUUGAGUAAUAACAAUGAAGUGUCUUAGCUCUUUCUUAGUUUUAAGCCAAGUGAGAUAAUUUUUUUGAUCCUUAACUAUUUAAGUUAAAUCCUGGCCAAGGAUUGCAUUGGUUUUGGUUAUUAGGAUUUCAUUUUUAUUUAUAUGAUUAUAUACACACUGUUAAUCUAUAUUUACACAAUAAAUGUUAACUGCAAUAUUAAAA